This is a messenger RNA of Capronia epimyces CBS 606.96, 1488 nucleotides long. RefSeq lists its product as uncharacterized. Gene Ontology annotation, molecular function: transmembrane transporter activity. The transcript is spliced from 3 exons. Gene Ontology annotation, biological process: transmembrane transport. The coding region runs from base 1 to 1488 and encodes 495 amino acids. The record is from RefSeq and is a predicted model, not a curated record. Gene Ontology annotation, cellular component: membrane. Lineage: Eukaryota; Fungi; Ascomycota; Eurotiomycetes; Chaetothyriales; Herpotrichiellaceae.
AUGCAGAUCACUAAUUCCGCCUCCUCGACGGGCGGCUCUGCCGUCGUCAUUGAGAUGCCUUCCCAGUCCAAGGCGCAAGUUGACGGGCAGGAGGAGCAGGACCGUGAAGGCUGGGAAGACACAAGAGCAGCAGCCGCAGCCUUGCCGCCUCCGUGCACGUCGACGCCUCAACUGCAAAAGUGGAAUUCCCCUCGCAUCAACAUGUGGCGCUGUUUCGGCACGUUUUAUUCCUUCAUCAUCCUGGGCGCCAACGAUGGCGCCUACGGCGCUCUCAUCCCAUAUCUUGAGUCUUGGUAUAAAGUCAACUACACCAUCAUCUCUCUGGUCUUUCUCUGUCCCAUCGUGGGCUAUGUUUUAUCGGCAGGAUUGAACAAUCAUCUACACACCGUUUAUGGGCAAAGAGGAAUCGCCUUGAUCAUGAGCGUGUCGCAUUUGCUCGCCUACACUGCCAUCUGCCUGCAUCCCCCUUAUCCUGUUUUGAUGGUGGUAUUCAUCCUCGCCGGAUUUGGAAACGGCCUGGGCGACAGUGGCUGGAAUGCCUGGAUCGGCGAUAUGGCGAAUGCCAAUGAAGUCCUCGGCUUCCUGCAUGCCUUCUACGGCCUUGGUGCUACCAUCUCACCUCUUGUGGCCACCACAUUGGUUACCAAAGCCGGCUGGCGUUGGUACCAGUUCUACUAUCUCAUGGUAGGGGCGUCCGCCCUGGAAAUCGUGGUGCUCGUGGGCACUUUCUGGAAAGCGGAUGCCCGAGCGUACGACGCCGAACAUCCCCGGACUGUAGAACCUGAAACGCCCGGGUCAAGCACAACCAGCGCACUAGCCCGGCGUGGCCGUCAGGCAGAGAGGCCUCAAGGUGUUGUGUCUAAGCUGAAUCCGUUUCGGAAAAUCUCCAUGGGGAAGAGCAAGACUGUUGAAGCGGUGCGGAACAAAGUCACGCUACUCGCCUCUGUGUUUCUGCUGAUCUAUGUCGGCGCCGAAGUGAGUAUUGGAGGAUGGAUCGUCACGUUCAUGCUCCGGGUCAGAAAGGGUUCUGCUUUCGCCUCCGGACUGACGUCCACGGGGUUCUGGCUGGGGCUCACAGUUGGCAGACUAGUUCUGGGCUUCGUCACCGCUCGAGUAUUCCGAACGGAGAAACAUGCGGUGGCGGCUUACCUUGGCUGCAGCGUGGCUUUGCAAUUGAUGUUCUGGCUCAUCCCCAACUUCUUCGUCAGUGCGGUGAUGGUGGCACUGCUCGGAUUCUUUCUCGGCCCCAUGUUUCCAGCUGCCGUGGUGGCACUGACCAAGCUGCUUCCAAAAAGCCUGCACGUUGCCGCUGUGGGAUUUGCAGCCGCGUUCGGAUCGAGUGGCGCCUGCGUGCUGCCAUUCGCCGUGGGAGCCAUUGCCAACGCAAAGGGCGUCAAGGUCUUGGAGCCCAUUAUUCUGGCUGCCUUGCUGGGCUGCCUCCUGGUGUGGUGGUCGAUUCCCAAACUGCCCAAACAGAGGAUGGCAUGA